CUUCACCAAAUUUAACUUUUUGGGGGGGAAUUCCCACAUUGAAAGAAGAAAACACCCAGAUUCGAUUUCUGCGCAGUUCUACUUUGUCUACCAUCAUGUUUAAUCCCGUCGUCUUUGUUUGCUCCGUUUUCUCGUGCUCUUUGAGUAUUUACGCAAAAACUGACGUACCGCUAAUCAGCGAAUAUUUCGGCGCCAGGAGGAGCUACGAGGAAGUGAACCCACAUCUGUUAGAGGACAUUCUUUCUGUAAACACGUCGAUUCUGCAGCCCAAGUCUCCUCAGUGUCGACAGAUCCACCUGACGGCUAUAAUCCGACAUGGAACCAGAUACCCGACGACCAAAAGCGUGGAGAAGAUGCAGGAGAUCCACCAGCUGGUCCUGCGCAACACUUCUGGUAACUCCAGCUGGCUACAUGAGAUCCAGACCCUGUGGAGCAUGUGGUACACUGUGGACAUGGAUGGAAAACUGGUCCAGAAAGGAGUGCGUGAUCUCAAGCAUUUGGCUGUCAGGUUGUCCAAACUGUUCCCCUCCCUGAUCUCUGAGGAGAAGCUGAGAGGUGGACUCAUCAAAUUCAUAACCAGCUCCAAGCACAGGUGUGUCAACAGCACUUUGGCCUUCAAGGCAGGACUGACCCAACUGUGGGCUAUUGAAGAUGAGGAGUUUGAGCAUGCGGUGAAUGACACUCUGAUGAGGUUUUUUGACCGGUGCGCCAGAUUCCUGCAGGAUGUUGAUAAAAAUCCGGCAGCUGUAGCAGAGGUCAACAAGUUCAAGACGGGGCCAGAAAUGAAGAGAGUCCAGGAGAAGAUUGCACACCAUCUGGGAGUGUUGCAAACCCUCAUCACAUACGAUAUGGCCAAAGCUGCAUUUGACUUGUGUGCGUAUGAGUUUGCCAUCAAAUCUGUGAGCUCUCCCUGGUGCCAUUUCUUCGACAAAGACGAUGCACAGAUUAUGGAGUAUGCAAGUGACCUGCUGGAGUUCUGGAAAAGAGGUUAUGGAUACGACAUUAACAGCAAAGUGAGCUGCAUCCUCUUCCAUGAUGUGUUCAGUCGUCUGGACAAGGUAGCCGAUGAGGACAAGUCUGGUCAGCCGGUGACAGAAGCCGUGACAGUCCAGAUCGGCCACGCGGACACCCUCCUUCCACUUCUUACCCUCCUCGGCUUCUUCAAGGACAGCGAGCCUUUAACAUCUACCAACUACGCCACACAGAGGGAGCGCACAUUCCGCCUCAGCCGCAUGUUACCCUACGCGGCAAACUUCAUCCUGGUCCUGUAUGACUGCGGGGACGGCGACCUGAGACUUCAGCCGCUGCUCAAUGAGAAACCUGUGACUUUCCCCGGGAUGGCUGACCAGCAUGCCUCCAUGCCUGAGUAUCUGCACGUCAGGCAGCACUACAGAGCUCUGCUUUCAGGCUGUGACUUUGAAACGGAGUGUCAGCUGUUUUCACAUCCAUCUGAAGAUUAGAUCAGGAAGUCAGGCUUUGUUGUGUUUUUUUCAGCAGGAUAGAAUAUGCUUUGGAUGAUCUUCACUUACAUUCUUUGUUCUUCAUUCUGUAUUCUUUGUUAUUCCAAAUAACCAGAAACUAUAACUCAGUAAAUCAGUUGUUCCCAACCUUUACUCCUUGCUGAACGUGCCGAUCAGUUUGUCGCUUCUCCAAUACACUUUUAUAGGAAUCACUUUUAUUAAUUGCUCCAUUUACAAAUAAACUUGAACUAAAUGUGGAUUCUUUUUCCUUGAGUGUUGCUUUACUUCUUGCAGUUCAGGUGGUUUGACGGGAAGGCUGCUUUUCAGUAAAGUUCUACAUUUAUGAGAACUCAAAAUACAAAUUUGGGUAC
This is a messenger RNA of Thalassophryne amazonica, 1831 nucleotides long. Its product is annotated as multiple inositol polyphosphate phosphatase 1-like. Bases 96 to 1460 code for a protein of 454 amino acids. Gene Ontology annotation, molecular function: inositol phosphate phosphatase activity; acid phosphatase activity. NCBI's taxonomy places the organism in Eukaryota, Metazoa, Chordata, Actinopteri, Batrachoidiformes, Batrachoididae. The record is from RefSeq and is a predicted model, not a curated record. The transcript has 5 exons.